Molecule: messenger RNA, 456 nt
Organism: Striga hermonthica
Lineage: Eukaryota; Viridiplantae; Streptophyta; Magnoliopsida; Lamiales; Orobanchaceae
Source: the annotation of a GenBank genome assembly
AUGGCUGCGCGAUCAAUUUUCCAUCCCAGGCUUCUUCCACAGGCUUCUUUUCGCCCGAUUUGGCCGGUUACUGUCUAUAAAAGGCUUUGCUUACGAGCCCCUGCCGGAUUUUAUGCUGUAAGGUGCUCCUCAACGAAGUCUGGCGCCGAAGAGAAGAAGCCUCCGGCGCGGCUGGCAGAGGUCCAGCGGCUUUUGCACGAGGCCGAGGAGCGGUAUAAAGCUGCUGGAGGUGGCGCGGUGCCCAUCCCUCAAAUAAAGCUAGAUGGCCUGGUGGACAUUCUUCAGCUUCUAUAUCCGUGUGCAGAUCAUGUAACUGUAAGCUAUGCUAGGACUGUAAACACCAAGGUUGACAUGCGGUUUAAUGUUAAAAAUGCACGUUGGUUGAGUGAAAGGGUGAGGGAGAAGAUAAUGCAAAUGAACUUUGAGAAAUUAGUGACUGCAGUCUCCUUACAGUGA